Molecule: messenger RNA, 189 nt
Organism: Haemonchus placei
Lineage: Eukaryota; Metazoa; Nematoda; Chromadorea; Rhabditida; Trichostrongylidae
Source: the annotation of a GenBank genome assembly
UUGCACACGGACAAGACCGAAUCCUACUACGUACAGUGCACGGUGAUCUUCGCCUCUCUGAUCGUCUUCCUGGCCUACAACUGUUGGCAGGCUGCUCUCUCCGUCUCCUACCAUGAACACUUACGAAUGCAACGUAAUCCAGCUUUAGCCAAACCCACAGUACUCAUUGUCAAUAAGCCUCUUUAUUGA